Gastrolobium bilobum is the source of this 2647-nucleotide messenger RNA. RefSeq names its product K(+) efflux antiporter 3, chloroplastic-like. The record is from RefSeq and is a predicted model, not a curated record. NCBI's taxonomy places the organism in Eukaryota, Viridiplantae, Streptophyta, Magnoliopsida, Fabales, Fabaceae. Gene Ontology annotation, molecular function: antiporter activity. Gene Ontology annotation, cellular component: chloroplast; membrane. The coding region runs from base 16 to 2445 and encodes 809 amino acids. The transcript has 19 exons. Gene Ontology annotation, biological process: potassium ion transport; proton transmembrane transport.
GUGAGAACGACCACUAUGUUCGAGUCACUAGCUUAUUCCCAAAGCUUCAAGGGAUAUGACCUUACCAAACAAAAGAGUCCUGGUUGUUCUCAUGCUGUGUCGCGAAUUCAUAGAAAUUUUAUUUGCAUGUUUUAUUCAGAUAAACUAUCACAUGAUUUUAGUCACAGGAUAAGUCAUAAAAAUUGUAUAUCAGAAGGUUUCUUUGAAAGCAAACCUCUCAUUGUUCCAUCAAUUUCUAGUUGGAAAGGUUUCUAUUUCUCUAAGUGUAGGCCAUUACAUUGGGAACGGAUGCAGACAAGUGCAACACAUGAUGUUGCUGGUGCUGUUGAAGUCAUCAAUGAUUUAGGAUUGGAUACUCUUACUUUCUUGGCUGUGACUGUCUUAAUUGUGCCUACAUUCAAGUUAAUUAAAGCCAGCCCUAUACUUGGUUUCUUCUUUGCUGGGGUGGUACUCAAUCAGUUUGGUUUAAUUAGAAACCUAACGGAUGUUAAAGUUUUGUCUGAAUGGGGUAUCCUUUUCUUGUUGUUUGAGAUGGGUUUAGAGCUUUCAUUUGCACGUCUGAAAGCUCUUGCGAAGUUUUCCUUUGGGAUGGGAUUGACUCAGGUUGUAUUAUCAACUUUAGCAUUUACUGCUUUUGAACUUCCACCAAAUGGAGCCAUUGGAACCAAAAUUUUGGAAGUCCUUUUCCACUCAAGGCCUGAUCUGGUGAAUAUUAGAAGCAUCGAUGAAGCUGUGGUGAUUGCUGCUGCUCUCUCUCUGUCAUCUUCUGCAUUUGUUCUACAGCUUCUUGCAGAAAAAGGUGAGCUUCCUACAAGAUUUGGUUCAGCAACUCUGGGAAUACUUCUUUUGCAGGACAUAGCUGUUGUCCCACUUCUAGUCAUUCUUCCAGUACUAGAGAGCCAGAAUCUGGCUGAGGGAAGUAUUUGGCCUAUGCUUGCUCUAGAAAGUCUAAAGGCAUUAGGCGGAUUGGGUCUGCUUUCUCUUGGGGGAAAGUACAUUCUUAGAAGAGUUUUUGAGGUUGUUGCAGAUGCAAGGAGCUCAGAGGCUUUUGUUGCACUUUGCUUGCUGACUAUUGCUGGGACUUCACUUGUCACACAGAAUUUGGGCUUUAGUGAUACGCUUGGAGCAUUUUUAGCUGGGUCACUUUUAGCAGAGACAAAUUUCAGGACCCAGAUUGAAGCUGACAUAAGGCCGUUUAAAGGCUUGCUUCUUGGGUUAUUUUUUCUAACUACGGGGACUUCCAUCGACAUGCAGCUCCUUUUGCGAGAGUGGCCAAAUGUACUUUCACUCUUGGCUGGUUUGAUUGCUAUCAAGACAUUAAUCAUAACUGCAAUUGGUCCUUGUGUUGGGCUUACUUUACAAGAAAGUGUAAGAAUAGGAUUGCUUCUAUCCCAAGGAGGGGAGUUUGGAUUUGUAGUUUUCUCCUUAGCAAAUAGGCUUGGGGUGCUUCCGCUUGAGCUCAACAAGUUGCUAAUAAUUGUUGUUGUACUAUCAAUGGUAUUAACCCCAUUUCUUAACGAAGCAGGAAGAAGGGCUGCUGGUUUUAUUGAUGACAAAUUUGAUGCUGAGAUUAAAGCUUCUGAUAUGGUCAACUUUAGUGCCAGUGAACCUGUUGUUAUUAUUGGAUUUGGACAAAUGGGCCAGGUCCUUGCCAAUUUCCUGUCCAACCCAUUGGCUUCAGGAGAUAGUGAUGCAGUAGGAUGGCCUUAUGUGGCUUUUGAUCUUGACCCCACAGUGGUAAAGGCUGCUACAAAAGUUGGCUUUCCAAUUCGCUAUGGGGAUGGAUCACGUCCAGCUGUUCUUCAAUCUGCUGGUAUCUCUUCUCCAAAAGCUAUCAUGGUUAUGUACGCUGGCAAGAAGAAGACAGUUGAAGCUGUUCAGAGGCUACGAUUUACUUUCCCUGCAGUCCCAAUUUAUGCCAGAGCUAAAGAUCUCGAGCAUCUUUUAGAUCUGAAGAAAGCAGGUGCAACAGAUGCCAUUUUGGAAAAUGCAGAGACUAGCUUACUGCUGGGUUCUAAGCUUCUGAAAGGCCUUGGCAUGAUGUCUGAUGAUGUGGCAUUUUUAAGUCAGCUCAUUAGAGAUUCCAUGGAGCUACAAGCUCAACAAGCAGUCAGCCAGUCCGAAUACCAUGAAUCAGAUAUGAUGAAACCACUGCAGGUGAGGGUUGGUAACUUGACAGAGGCACAUGUACCUAUGGCAACAACUUCACAUGAAUCUGAAUUAUCAGAAUCGAACCAGGCAGAUCAUGCUUCAGUCCCUAGAAUUCAGAUGGAAGUAGAACAAGAUUAUGAACUCAAUCAAGCCGUGAAUUUUGAAGAACAUAGCGUUUUAUGUAGGAAACAAGGUACUGAAGAAAGCUCAUUACUUGGAUCUCAAGAUGCUCUAGGAGAGAAGAAUCUGGUGGAUCCAACAAUCCCUUGUCGCAAUGCCAUUGAGGAACCCUGACAAUUUUCUGUAGAGCUUCGUUAGAUCUUUCCAUUAAUUUUGCUCCUCUAACCCAAUAGCUUCAGAAAGUCUUCCAAUAUUUUUGCAGACGCCAACCGUAUGUAUAGGAUUACAGAGAGCUUGUAGAUGUAGGACAGCAUCAUUUUACAGCUCAGAUCCCCAUUUCAAUUAAUUAUUCAAAGACCACACAACGUAUAGCUAU